AUGAGCUUCUACGGCAGGUACUACGGAGGCCUGGGCUUCAGCUGUGGAGGCUUUGGCGGCCUGGGCUAUGGCUAUGGAUGUGGAUGUGGCAACUUCCGCAGACUGGGCUACGGCUGUGGCUUUGGAGGCUAUGGAAACGGCUCCGGACACAGAGGCUACGGAUAUGGCUCUGGCUAUGGAAAUUUCAGAUAUGGCAGUGGCCACCCAUCUUACUAUGGUGGCUAUGGCUUCUCUAGCUUCUACUGA
This is a messenger RNA of Lepus europaeus (European hare), 246 nucleotides long. Its product is annotated as keratin-associated protein 19-3-like. Bases 1 to 246 code for a protein of 81 amino acids. The record is from RefSeq and is a predicted model, not a curated record. NCBI's taxonomy places the organism in Eukaryota, Metazoa, Chordata, Mammalia, Lagomorpha, Leporidae. The transcript has a single exon.